Messenger RNA from Miscanthus lutarioriparius, 2178 nucleotides. The record is from the annotation of a GenBank genome assembly. NCBI's taxonomy places the organism in Eukaryota, Viridiplantae, Streptophyta, Magnoliopsida, Poales, Poaceae.
AUGGACGACGAGGCCAAGUCUGGUCCUCAAUCGGACAUGAACACCGACGCUGCCCCGGAUGCCGAGGCGGCCGCCGCUCCGCUGCCGCCCUCGAGCUCAGAAACGGCGGAGAGAGAGGAGGCAAAGGUUGAGGAGGCGGAUGAGGAGGGCCAGGUAGUUGAGCGGUUGGUCGAGCUGGUGAGCGAGAUCGCGGCCAUCUCGGACUUCAGGAACUCGUACCGGCGGCAGUUCUGCAACCUGUCCCGGCGGAUCCGGCUCCUCGUGCCCAUGCUGGAGGAGGCCAAGGAAGCGCCCGCGCCGCUUCCGGUGGCGUCGGAGGCCGCGCUACGGCGGCUCAGGGACGCGCUCCACGCCGCCCGGGAGCUGCUCCGGCUCGGCAGCAGCGGCAGCAAGAUCUUCCUGGUUCUUGAUAGAGAGAAAAUAAUGAAGACUUUCCAGGAUGUCACUGCAAGACUUGAACAAGCCUUAGCUGGUAUCUCGUUUGAUGAACUUAAUAUAUCUGAUGAAGUAAGAGAGCAGGUUGAAUUGGUGCAUACUCAGUUCAAAAGAGCUAAGGAACGAUCGGAUUUAUCUGAUGAUGAUCUUUUUAAUGACCUGAUGUCUCUCUAUAAUUCAAGCAGCAGUGCUAGUGUUGACCCAGAUAUUCUUCGAAGGUUAUCUGAGAAGUUGCAGCUUGUCACAAUAUUUGACCUCAAUCAUGAAUCUCUGACCUUGCAUGAGAUGGCUAGUGGCGGUGAUCCAGGUGCAGUUGUUGAAAAGAUGUCAAUGCUCCUCAAAAGGAUUAAGGAUUUUGUGCAGACAGAAGACCCUGAGAUGGGUGCUCAAGCAAGUACAGCAAACAUUUCCCCAAAAGACAACUCAGCACGUCCUGUUAUUCCUGAUGAUUUCCGUUGCCCAAUAUCACUGGAUUUAAUGAAUGACCCAGUUAUUGUCGCCACUGGGCAGACUUAUGAGCGGGGGUACAUAGAGAUGUGGCUGGAGGCUGGCCAUGAUACCUGUCCGAAGACACAGCAGAAGCUUGCCAAUAAAUCCCUGACUCCAAAUUAUGUCCUGCGUAGCCUCAUAACUCAAUGGUGCGAGGCAAAUGGUAUUGAACCUCCAAAACGCCCUGCUCAACUUAGGGAUGCACCAUUGCCAUGUAGUGCUGCUGAGCAUAGCAAUGUUCUUGAGCUUCUUCAGAAACUGUCAUCCCAAAACCUUGAAGAUCAACGUGGCGCUGCUGGUAUGCUUCGUCAGCUUGCCAAGCGCAGUGCUGAAAAUCGUGCUUGUAUUGGGGAUGCUGGUGCUAUUCCUAUUCUUGUUAGUAUGCUAUCAACCACUGAUGUUAGCACCCAGGAACACGUGGUCACUGCUCUCUUGAAUCUUUCCAUCUAUGAAGAGAACAAGGCAAGAAUAAUCUCUUCUGGAGCUGUUCCUGGAAUUGUGCACGUAUUAAAGAGGGGCAGCAUGGAGGCUCGGGAGAAUUCAGCUGCCACACUGUUCAGUCUAUCUAUUGUAGAUGAGAACAAGGUGACUAUUGGGUGCUCAGGGGCAAUUCCUGCGCUUGUGCAGCUAUUGAGUGAUGGAAGCCAACGGGGUAAAAAGGAUGCAGCAACAGCACUAUUUAACUUGUGUAUUUACCAGGGCAACAAGAGGAAAGCUGUUAGAGCUGGAUUGGUACCUAUACUACUAGAAUUACUCAUGGAGAUUGAAAGUGGGAUGGUAGAUGAGGCCCUUGCAAUAUUGGCAAUCCUCUCAGGCCACCCUGAGGGGAAGACAGCUAUUGGCGCUGCUUCUGCAAUACCUGUACUUGUUGGAGUUAUCAGAAAUGGAUCUCCAAGGAGCAAGGAAAAUGCUGCUGCUGUUAUGGUGCAUCUAUGCAAUGGCGAAGGCGAACAGCAGCAACAGCAUCUUGCUGAAGCACAAGAGCAGGGCAUCAUGUCUUUGCUGGAGGAGCUAGCAGAAAGUGGCACAGACAGAGGAAAGAGGAAAGCUGUGCAGCUGCUCGAACGAAUGAAUUGGUUCCUAAAGCAGCAGAGUCAAGCCCAAGCCGAAGCAGAGGCCAUGGCACAUGCUCAUGAGCAAGCACAAGCACAAGCACAAGCGCAGCCUCAGAUCCUAGUUCAAGCUCAAGCACACGCAGAUAUGCAAGCUGAGCGAUCACUACGUCCCACUUCAUCAGAUAUUUCUGAUAGAUGA